CCUCAAUUAUUUCUUGCUUUAUGCCAUGUUAAACAGGGGCUACGGUUUCAUAACUUUCAAACACGUCGACGGGGCCCUGCUUGCUCUCAAGGAGCCAAGCAAAAAAAUCGACGGUCGUAUGACCGUUACGCAGCUCGCUGCCGCCGGAAGAUGUGGGCCCUCAGGGACUGGGGCGCCAGGGGAUGUUGAAAUGCGGAGAAUUUAAAUAACCGGCAUUCCCCAAGAAAUGUCAUCGGAGUGCCUCUUAAGGCAUUUCUCAACGUAUGGGGAGAUCGAGGAGGGUCCUUUUAGGUUCGAUAAGCAUACAGGAAAAUCAAAGGGGUUCGCCUUUUUUGGUUACAAGACAGAGGAAAGGGCAAAAGCAGCAGUUUUGCAUCCAAGAAAAAACAUUGAUGGGCAUCAGAUCGUCUGCAAGUAUGCAGGCGAAGGGAAAAAAGGAAAUCAUGGGGCAGCACCAAAUGUUGGGGUCGGUGGAAUUCAGACCUCAAUUGGGUUCCCUGGAAAUGAUGCUCUCCAGCCGGUAACAACGCUUGGUUCACAGUAGGGCGGAUCCAGAGGUCUGUCUUCCCAUGGGGGUUUCCCUCAGGUUGAAGGGGGAGUGGCGGUUUUACCGCACCACCAGCACCCUUUCUCCAUUGGUGGUCCGGCGUUGACACCAAUUGGGAGUCGGGCGCCCCCAUCACUAGGUAGUGGUGGUGCAUAUGUUGGUGGAACGGGAGGAGCUUAUGGUGUGGGAUCUCAGUACGGUGGCCCGAGAUCUGGUAUCAUCUCAAGAAGGAAAAAACGCGAGGUAUUGUGAUGGGUAUCCUUAUUCAAUAUCUUUAAAUGUUGUUGGAUUUGCAAAUAGGAAAAGAAUUCUUAGGCUGUAUGAUUUCAAGUCACAAGUAACCGCUUCAAGACCUUUAAAAAACAAAGCCUAAUAGGAAAAGAAUUCUUAUAGUGUAUAAAGUUUCACUGAUGCACUCAAUCUCUUGAUAUGAGUGGAUAGAGUCCUCAUAAAAAAUCUUGGAAGGAAUUGAAUUCUUUAAGGUAGCGUAGUCAGAUGGACUCAUCCAUCCAACCCUCUUCCAUUUAUUUGAAAGUGUUGUUUAGAUCUGACUCCUCUUCCUGAAUUGAACUUGUCUGACACUUUUUUUUUUUAAUUGUUUUGGUUCAGUAACUUCAUAAGGAUCAUAGACCUAUUAGUCAUGGAUAAGCUAUCUACCCUCUCAAAAUAAAUUUGAAACUGGAAAUUGUUUUUCAUGAAUCCUUGCAAUGUGUUUGCUGUUCCACUUCUAGCUGUAGUACCAUUUUUCAAAACUCUAGUGUUGUUUUGAAAUUAAUGAUGCUACAUUGAUGUGCUUUAUAUAGUUCUGAAUUUCCUGGUGUCUAGUUCUGUGAAGAAGUCUGUUUGGCUGGUCUUAUUUUUCUGUCAUGUUGUCACUUAACUUUGCUUGGAUAAUGUAAUUUGUUACGUAGUGAUUAUUUAAUAGCAAUUAAAACUAUAUUUUGUGCCAAAUUGAUGCCUUCUUGUAAUUAUAGAUAAUUGUUUUAAUUUGUUCAUAAUUUUCCUCUUUUUUAAUUCCUACCUUCAAAUCUAGUUCUGCUACAGCAGUGAUCUAAGGCUUCUUGUCAGUUGAUCUAUUGUACUUCUGCUCUGGCCUCAGGGGCCUAGGGUCUUUUGGUGCUAAGAUAUGUAGCUUCCCACCACCACCUACCACCCAUCUGAGCACAGGAUGAAACCAAAAAUGAAAGAUACAGAAGAGUCGACACUUUUUAUUGUUUGAAACUCCAAUACUGAAAGCAUAUUGUUUUAUUUUAUUUUAUUUAUUUAUUUCUAAAUAGCAGCUGAGUGGAUCUAAAGGCAUUGCAAAAAAAUUACCCAUAUAGUUGAUGUGUUUGUUCCUUUGAGAAUCUAAUAUUGAAAGCAGGUUGCUACAAGUAUAGUGAUGUUUUUUUUUAUGUUUUUAACCGAAUAAAUAUUAAUAUACUGUUCAUGUGACAGCAUUAUUUCUUGCAUUUUCUUUCUUCAAGACCUUUAGCAACAGGAAUAACAAUAUUUUUAAAACCCUGACUGGAAUGCCGUUAAGUCAGGGAAAAUAUUGCAAAAUAAUAGAAGAGGUAAGAGGUUACGGUGAUACAGUUAGUUACACUUCCGUGUUCUGAGAGUUAAGUCCAUGAUAGUUAUUAUUGUUGAAAGAGGGUUGUAAUAUGGAUGAGUUAGUAUGAUGUUGAUGACUCUAGUUAACUUUGGAAUUUGGAACACGAUCCAGCUUUUGGGUGCUUUUGGUGACAUGAGUUCGCUAACAUGGCCAAGCCAUGAGGUCUUCUUUUUCUUGUUCUCCUUGCUGAAUUGUUUUAGGCUCUUUAUCAUUUUUCAAGUUCAUUAUUUUUGUUUUUGUUACCAAACGCCUGUCUAACCAGCAUGUCUUUACCACUUUCUCUGUGAGUUUGAUAGGAAUAAUGAAGUGUUUGCCUUUCAAAUUUCAGUAAAUUGUUUAAGAAUGGAUUCUUCUGUACUAGACUCGACAUAUUUUGCUCAUGCUCAUCCUGGUUGGUUGUUUGCUUUGAUUAUCCAGUGAUUUGGGAGUAGUUUUCUUGUCUGUUGUAUAUAUAAAUACUCUGUUGUGGUGGGCUUGGAUGGACUAACCAUGUUUCAGGAGGCGGUUUCCCUUGCAACUGUUUAUGUCAAUUUUGGUGGAAUGCCACCACAAGACAUUUUGGGCAUUUGAAGCUUGUUGGAUAGCCAGUAGAGAAGCUAUAAUAAACAAAGAUCAAAUGGAGGACAGAAUGCAUUCUUCAUAUUUGAGACUGGUCACUUACAACAUUUCACAGUAUUGAAUGGACAAUUUGGAGGCCACAACUCACAAAGCAGCUAUCACAGCUCACAAGCACUACUCUGUGUGCCAAUUAAGGAUUUUUCCAAGUUUUGUGGCACCGCCAGCAGUGGAUGAACUGAAUCCAGAUGCUACAACACCUGAACCCAUCCUUUGGAAUAUUUUUUUUUUUAUAUAUAUAAAUUGCACGAGAAGUCAAGGACCUGUUUUAUAAUAACAUAGAAAGUGUUAGAAUAGUUCUCAAAAAUAAUUUUUGGGAGUGAUUAUGAAAAUUAGUUUUUCAAUUUAUUCUUUGUGAAAUUUGAAUGUAGUUGAAAAAAGAAAAUUCUUUCCAAGACUAAUUACCAAACACUAAAAUUUCACAACUCAGAAAAAAGAAUUAUUCACUUCAUAAAAUCAUGACUUGCCGCUUAGUCGGUAGUCCUUCAUUAUUAUUUAAAAAAAAAAGGAAGGAUUUUUAGAGAUAAAAGGCUAAUGCGGCUUGUGAGAUAAGAUCAUAAGAAUUCUAUUAAAUUCAAAAUUCAUGUGGAUGAUAUGUGUAAUUGUAAAGUGAUUUAUAUAUAUAUAUAUAUUAAAGUUUUUAUCAUUACCUGUUUAUCCAUAUGUUAACUUUGGUGUUAGGCUUAGUUAUGUUUGCAUCGGGAAAGUUUGAUAGAAAAUAAAAAUAAAAAAGGAAAAAUGGGGAGAGAAACAGCAUAGAAAGAUAAAAAAAAAUAAAAAUUAAAAAUAUAUAAGUAUUUUUAUUAAUUUUAAUUAUAUUUAAUUAUUUUUUAGAGUACAAAUAAAUAGGAAAAAAAAUAAAAAAAAAUAUAUAUUUAAAUUUUUAUUUUUUAUUUUUAAAAAAUUAACUCUCUGGUACCAAACAUAGUGUUAAUAUUUAUAUAAGAAAAAUUAAUGCCGAUAAUGGGAUGAACUUGAAGCCCGGAUUUGGAGGUGGUCCGUUUUGUAUCAAUGCAAGUAGGCCGUUAGACCGGUUGGGUGCCGCCAAUGGCCAAGUGAUCCAAGCAUUCUCAAAAUCAAAUCACAUACAUACAAAGGAAAAUCCUCUCCAUUUUUAGACGCUUGCCUUCUUUUGGAAUUUCUCUACUUAUACGUCACCUUGCCUCCCUUACUUAUUGUCACAAAUUUCUGUUUUGCCUCUGGGUUUUCAUUGUUGAGUAUCUUCUGUCCUUUUGUCUUCUCUUUCAGUUCUUGCUUCACUGAUUAUUUUUUGAAUUUUAUGUUUUGCUCUUCCUUUUUCUGGAUCAAAGUUUGAUAGUUUGCAAUAGGUGUAAACCUGUUUUGCAUGUUGAUGAUUUGGGGCUGUUUCAAUCUUGCAUUGGUUUUUUUUUUUUUAUCUUCUUGCCUCCGUCUGGUGGCUAAGAAAAUGGAGGAAAGGGAAAAGGAAAUAGCCUUUGAGGCCUAUGGUCUCUGUUGUUUUCCUCUGUGUGUUUAUGAGACACUUGUUAGUUCAAAAUCUCGUUUCUUUUAGGGUCAUCAAUGAUAAAAAUUUGUAUUUUUUCCUUUUACAUUGUUUCUCAGGAACUAGGUAGAAGAUUUAUACUGUUUUGUAGAAAAACCCUAUGCAUUUUUUUACGAGGACAAGCUGUACAGUUUGGUAGAAAAACCCUAUACAUUCUAUUUAUGAGGACAUUCCUGUAUUAGUUAUAAAAAUUAUGUUCUUAUGAUCUAUUUAAACAUUUAGAAGAUCAAAAUUAAGUUGAGAAAUUAGAGGAAUGAGGUUCACUACUUCAGUUGGAACAUAGACAUCUUGUAUUAACUAAAAUAUCAGGACUUCGUAUGAUUUAAAAAAUUGCAUUCAGAAUUUGGUUCCUUGGGCUUCUCUCAAAGUAUAUGGGUUAACAUUUGAUUUGAUUUGUAGGAUUCAAAGUGUAAAUUCUAAACCCUUAUCACAUUACGAUUGCUUAAGAUCCCUUUACAUGCCCAUAUGACAGAAUAUUGGAUGUAAUAGAUUAUGGUAUUCUUUCUUUUUCUUUUGUUCUCUUUGUUUAUUACCUUUUUCUCCAUAUAUCCCACUGAUGUGUUUUGGAGCUUAUUACCUUUUCAUUACCUUUUAUCACGUUAUGAUUGCUUAAGGCAACAUGUUUGGAUGGUGAUCAAAGCCUUGAUACAUCGAGAACCUUUAACAAGUUGUUUGUUGCUUACAUGGUUUUUUAUUUUUUUAAGUCAUUGCUUACAUGUUAUGCUUCCCACCUUUCCCACCUCUCUGUGCAUGUCCAUAUUUGGGUGCUUUAGAAAAAAAUCAUCUUAAGGGACUUUGAACAGUUUUUAUAAACUGUCUUUAGGUGCUGUUGGCAUAAUUUGGGUUUUAAUGCUUCUUGUACUAGAUGAAUUCACUCUCUGCAUAGAAUGGUUACAUGUGAAUGGAUUGAUAUUUGUAUGCUUAUUGCAUUAUGUUUCUACGAGACAAUUAUAAAGCUGAUGGAUAUCAACCUAGCAACACACCACCAGCUAACCUUGCAAAUUCACUAUGUAAUCUUGACUAUGCAUUCAUCAGAAUAACUACAUAUAUGUGAAUCUCUAUAUUUAAGUUAAAAGAAUUAUAUCCUCAGUUUUACCUCUCAGGAAAUAGAGAUCGAAGAAACCAAUUUCAUAAGAGUCAUUUUUGUUUAGUAUGGAUUUCAUAGAUAAAGGUGUAGCCUGGGCUAGGAACAUAUGCGAAACGUUUGAAGCUAUGUGCUUGGAGGUGGAUGAUAUCAUGUACAAGCAUGCAGAACAAGCAAUGGGUAGCCAAGACGAUAUGUCACUCCCAACCUCAGAUGAGGUUGCAGGGUGCAAAUUUUUCAGGAAGGCAGUGGAAAGUAGUAACCUUGUAAAUGCCAUUGCUCAUCCUUCAAGUGCUCUGCUAUCUUCUAGUUCUGUCACUUGCAAUGAAUCUUCCGAGUGUAAAGGUUGGGAUAUUGAUCUUACCCCUGGUGAUGCCUUGUAUGCAGAAACAGUGUACAACCCUGCAGCCUAUGGGACUGUAUCUGCAUUAAAGCUUUCCCAAGAUGGGUUUGAGGCCUACAAUAAAUUUGCUGAGUCAGGGCUUUCUGUUUCUCUUCUUGAAAUUGGAAUUACCAAUGUUGCUGAGCCAAGCAUGACAACCGUCCGGGCAAACGAUAAGUUGAAGCUUGAUGAAAAUUACAAUGUAGUGGAGAGUCAUGAACGUUGUUCUGCCUCUUGUAAGGCAGCAAAUCAUAGAUAUUGCAAGGAGUCUCAAGUUUCGAAGACAAGGUUAGCGAGAGGGGAGGAUAACGAGCUGCAAGCAGGAGAUGUUGAUGCGGGAUCCAAUCAACAGAAGGGUCAUGAUUUGUGGGAAUCUGAGUGGGUGCUUGUCUAGAUAAAUUACCACUGGUUUAAGGAUGCUUUAAAUUGUGGGAGAAGGUGGAUUGGGGUUUUCUUGAUGGAGUCUUUUUAAUGCUUUUAUGGACAUAACGAAAUUUUGUUUUGUUACUUGAAUUUUCAGACAAGAGUAUAGUCAUAUUGACAAAAACUCAACAAACUGAUAGGGAAACAAUGUUAAUGGUGAAUGAGUGCUUCAAAUAUACCUUUUCUAUUGGAUGAGAGAA
Molecule: messenger RNA, 6367 nt
Organism: Vitis vinifera (wine grape)
Lineage: Eukaryota; Viridiplantae; Streptophyta; Magnoliopsida; Vitales; Vitaceae
Exons: 6
Coding region: 5431-6138 (235 amino acids)
Source: RefSeq, a predicted model, not a curated record